UACAAAUAGACUUAUUAUACACAGAUAAUGACUGGAUCAUGGAAGCUGGUACAAACAAUGUCAAUUUACAUUUCAACCGAUUUUACCGCUAAACCAAGCAUUCCUGUUGUUUGAUCUCUUUCAGACUAUACUGCAUCGUGUCUGUGUCUCUGAGAUGGAUUUUCUAAUGUCUAGUCUCUGACGUUUGAAGAACAAAAUCCUCCCUUGCAUUGCGCGGUGGAAGAAGCUGCAGUUAGCACCAGCAAUCACCCUAUCGAUCGCCAUUCAAGCAUUUUUAGAAAAAUGGCAGGGUUCUCUUGGCCAUCUGAAGAUGAGUUAAAUGGAAUCAGAAAGAUAGUUUCGGGAAUGGCUGGGGUAGAUAAAGUGAAAGUUCGAGUUGUGGUAUCUCCUUAUCGAAUUUGCCCUUUGGGGGCACACAUUGAUCAUCAGGGGGGGACUGUUUCAGCUAUGACAAUCAACAAGGGAAUACUUUUGGGGUUUACACCUUCUGGAAGUAGUGAGGUUGUAAUUCGGUCAGGACAGUUUCGAGGAGAAGUUAAGUUCAGAGUUGAUGAGAUUCAGAAGCCAAGACGAUCUAUUCAGAAUGAUAAUGUGAAUCAGGGAAGGGAUUACUCUCGGCAAGAAGAAUGUGAAUGGGGGCGUUAUGCUAGAGGAGCUGUAUAUGCACUACAGAGUAGGGGAAACAAUCUUUCCCAGGGUAUUAUAGGAUACUUAUGUGGUUCUGACGGUUUAGACAGUUCAGGAUUAAGCUCUUCUGCUGCUGUUGGAGUAGCUUACCUCUUGGCUAUGGAGCAUGCAAAUAAUCUAUCAAUAUCUCCUAAAGAAAAUAUUGAUUAUGAUCGGUUGAUUGAGAAUGAAUAUUUGGGGCUGAAGAAUGGUAUAAUGGACCAGUCAGCAAUUUUACUCUCAAGCCAUGGUUGCUUGAUGUUCAUGAAUUGCAAGACCAAAGAACACACACUUGUACACUUACCUGAGGCUAAUUCUGAACCCCAUAAAGCAAUCAAAAUAUUGCUGGCACUUUCAGGGCUGAAGGAAGCUUUAACUAACAACCCUGGAUAUAAUAGGCGAGUUACAGAGUGUCAGGAGGCUGCCAGAAUUCUUCUUCGAGCAUCUGGAAAUAAUGAAGCUGAGACCAUCCUAUCUAACGUUAAACCAGAAGUUUAUGAAGCUCACAAGGGAAAAUUAGAACAAAAUUUAGCCAAAAGAGCGGAGCAUUAUUUCUCAGAAAAUAUGCGUGUAAUGAAAGGACGAGAAGCUUGGGCGCUGGGAAAAGUAGAAGAUUUUGGAAAGCUCAUUUCAGCUUCCGGUCUGAGUUCCAUUAAAAAUUAUGAAUGCGGUGCUGAACCACUGAUUCAACUGUAUGAGAUUCUUUUGAAGGCUCCUGGAGUCCUGGGAGCACGCUUCAGUGGAGCUGGGUUUAGAGGGUGUUGUAUUGCAUUAGUGAAGGCUGACAGUGCAGCUGAAGCUGCAUCAUAUGUCAGAUCAGAAUAUAUGAAGGUCCAGCCUGAGUUAGCAAGCUGCAUAAAUGAAGAAACAGCAGUUUUAAUAUGCGAAUCCGGUGAUUGUGCUCGUAUAAUGUCUCCUUUUUGACACGUGGAAACUUGUUGCGAAAUACUUGAAGGCUAUGUUUGGAUGCAUGAGGAUUUGAAUUUAGAUUUAAAUUUGAAAUAAUUUUUCCAUUUGGAUAUAUAAUAGCAUGUGUAUUUGGAUGUAA
Molecule: messenger RNA, 1714 nt
Organism: Prosopis cineraria
Lineage: Eukaryota; Viridiplantae; Streptophyta; Magnoliopsida; Fabales; Fabaceae
Product: galacturonokinase
Exons: 15
Coding region: 283-1590 (435 amino acids)
Biological process (GO): galactose metabolic process
Cellular component (GO): cytoplasm; cytosol
Molecular function (GO): galactokinase activity; ATP binding
Source: RefSeq, a predicted model, not a curated record